AUGCCUUCCACACUUGCUGCCCUUCUCUUCCUUGGGCUGUCUCUGAGCCAGAGGACCGGCACCCGGGAGCAUGAGUCCUUCCUUCGAAGCCCCAGAGUCUGGGCUGAGACCUCUGAUUCCUCUCCAGAGACUCUCUCGAAACCUGUCAUCUGGGCCCAACCCAGCUUCAUGAUCCCGAAGGGGAAACUGGUGACCAUCUGGUGUCAGGGAAGUCACGAGGCCGCCGAGUACCAGCUGCACUUCGAGGGAGGCCUCUCUGCCUCCAAGAGACCAAAGUCACCGGGAACGGUGAACAGAGUAAACUUCCCCAUCCCGACCAUGACCUCACAGACUGCAGGGCAGUACCGGUGCUUCUAUCGAAGUGGGGAGCUCUGGUCACAGCCCAGUGACCCUCUGGAUCUGGUGGUAACAGGACUGUAUGACACACCCACCCUCUCAGUUCACCCCAGACCGGAGGUGACCUCAGGAGAGAAAGUGACCUUCCACUGCCGCCUAGAAACGGCAACAAGCACCUUCUUUCUGCUCAAGGAGGGAAGUUCCAGCCGCCCACAGCGCAGAUACGGGAAUAUCCAGGCGGAGUUCCCCAUGGGCCCUGUAAGCACAGCUCACAGGGGCGCGUACCGGUGUUUUGGCUCCUAUAACAAACAUGCCUGGUCUUUCCCCAGCGAGCCUGUGGAGCUCCGCGUCCAAGGAGAUGCCGGGGACACCAGCUUUGCACCCACGGAGCACACCUCUUCCGACCACUGGGACUCCUGCAUGUUAACCACAGAGGCCCAGUUCCAGGAAGGUCCUGUCCUCCGAGAUCACAAUGCCCAGAAUCUCCUUCGGAUUGGCCUCGUUUUCCUGGUCCUGGUGGCCCUCGUGUGGCUCCUGGUUGAAGGCUGGCUUCACAGAAAGAAGCCUCAAGAGAGAGCCAGCAGGCCUUCCAGUCAGGAAUGCAGAAGGUUCAGAGCGCAGAGAGCCCUGGAGAAAUGA
Kogia breviceps (pygmy sperm whale) is the source of this 975-nucleotide messenger RNA. The record is from RefSeq and is a predicted model, not a curated record. Lineage: Eukaryota; Metazoa; Chordata; Mammalia; Artiodactyla; Physeteridae.